Triticum dicoccoides is the source of this 993-nucleotide messenger RNA. RefSeq lists its product as uncharacterized. The coding region runs from base 281 to 790 and encodes 169 amino acids. The record is from RefSeq and is a predicted model, not a curated record. The transcript has 3 exons. NCBI's taxonomy places the organism in Eukaryota, Viridiplantae, Streptophyta, Magnoliopsida, Poales, Poaceae.
UUAUCCUCCUGCAGCUGCAUCGUCUUCCCGGCGCGGCGGGCGCCGUCUUGAACCGGCCUCCGCAACGCCUCUUCGAUUCGCCCUACGCAGCUCAACUCCACCGACAAGAUCGCGAUGGCCGCCGACGAGCUUCCUCAUCAGAUGGCGAUGGCCGCCGACGAGCUCCCUGAUCAGAUCGCGCUGGCACCUUCCGCCUUGCUCCACCAACGGCUGCCUGUGGGGGCUUGCGCAGGAAGAUGACUAUGUAAUACUGAUUCCUCUUUCCCACAUCUUUGCCCUCAUGCUGCAAGCUCUCAAGUUGCCCCCUGCGAUUUAUCAUCACAAAACAUAUCCAGCCAAUGAGUCUCGUGUGACGGUUACUUUUGAUUCAUCAUUACAAUUGAUCGAUGGUUUGCUUGUCCCAACCUCAAUUUCUGGUGUGAUCUCAAAGAACUGCGAUGAAGCGGAAGACAGUGCUGCUAUGGCAGCCAUUAGGUUUAUGGAGGAUGUAUGUGGCAAGGAAAUCAGGGACUAUCACUACAUCCAUGUUAAAAGGCUGGAAAAUAAAGUCACGCACCUGGUGAGGUUGCUGAAUGCAGCAAACAAGACAAUAAAGAAGGCACACAGAAGAUGGUACUAUGCUGCCAGAUACAUGAGCUCGUAUUCUACCCAGAUACAGAAUACAGCAGCUGCUCGACACAUAAGAGGGCGCGACAACACCAAAAGGGCUAUGAAGACAGCGCUCCCAAGCACAGGAAAGUUAGCAAAAAGGCUACGUUAUAUUGGCAUGAAAUCGGAGCAGUGCCUAUAGACCACGGAUAGUAUCUGGUGAGCUUUGGUCAGCUCAUCGUACCCAACACGUUUGCGGAAGGCUUUGCCCUUUUGAUGCUCUUUUGAACAAUAAAUACAUAUAUCCUAUGGAUUCCUGUUGUUAUCGUGAAGUGUGCGAACAAUGUUUGUUUCCAACUUGUUGUUCGGUGAUUCUUCCUGUUAUAUAUGAAUCUGCCUUAAUUA